Messenger RNA from Coniophora puteana RWD-64-598 SS2, 276 nucleotides. RefSeq lists its product as uncharacterized. Lineage: Eukaryota; Fungi; Basidiomycota; Agaricomycetes; Boletales; Coniophoraceae. The annotation marks the transcript as partial. The record is from RefSeq and is a predicted model, not a curated record. The transcript has a single exon.
CGCCCGUCAAACGUCAGUCAAACGCCCGUCAAACGUCAAUCAAACGCCCAUCAAACGCCCGCCAAUCGCCCGCCAAUCGGCAAUCAAACGGCAAUCAAACGCCCGUCAAACGCCCGUCAAACGUCAGUCAAACGCCCGUCAAUCGGCAAUCAAACGGCAAUCAAACGCCCGUCAAUCGGCAAUCAAACGGCAAUCAAACGCCCGUCAAUCGGCAAUCAAACGGCACUCAAAAGCCCGUGCAUCAUCACUCCCAUUGCCUCCGUUCGCCACCCCCCG